Molecule: messenger RNA, 897 nt
Organism: Colletotrichum karsti
Lineage: Eukaryota; Fungi; Ascomycota; Sordariomycetes; Glomerellales; Glomerellaceae
Product: phytanoyl-CoA dioxygenase
Exons: 3
Coding region: 1-897 (298 amino acids)
Source: RefSeq, a predicted model, not a curated record
AUGGCAUCAACAGAGAACCCCAGCAUCCGGCCAUCCCUGGCCCGCUGUGAUGCCACAGACCCUUCAACCACACCCGAGAAGCUGGUUGAGAUCAUCAACCGCGAUGGGGGUGUCAUCGUCGAGAAGCUCAUCGCGCGUGAGCUCGCAGAGUCGAUCAAGAAAGACCUGAAGCCUUAUUUCGAUGAGGACAUCCCGGACAAGUACGGAUUCUUCCCGCCAACAACCCAGAGAGCGUCGGGGUUGCUGGGCAUCUCGGACGGGUGCGUGGAGCUCGCCUGCAACAAGCUCUACACUGAUGUGGCCAACAUCCUGGUCUCUUCUUCGUACACGUUCUGGAGGGAGGACCAUCAGAAGACUGUCAGCGGAAAGCCCAUCAUUUCAUCGACGGUGGGGUUCCGUGUGAAUCCAGGUGGAAAGCAGCAGGUUCUGCACCGUGACGAUAAUGACUAUCACCCUCACGACAAGAAGCUGCCGGUGAUGAUCGGUUGCGUCACGGCGUUGACCAAAACAACCGCUGCGAACGGCGCAACGGUGGUCAUCCCAGGCUCUCAUCUAUGGGGUCCGGAGCGUCGACCUUUCAACUCCGAGACGGUCCCCGCCGAGCUUGAGCCUGGUGAUGCCCUUAUCUUCCUCGGGAACACGUACCAUGCGGGCGGAGGAAACAUUACCAAAGACGAGUAUCGAGAGACGGUUGGCAUAUUCCUUUGCCAACCGACUCUUCGCCCCGCUGAGAACCAGUUUCUCAUGGUUCCUUUUGAGAAGGUCAAGAAGAUGAAGCCGCAAGCCCAGCGUCUUUUGGGUUAUGGCUUGUGUGAGCCGGGUGUCGGGUUCAUGAAGUACCAGGACCCCAUGAGGGUGCUGUUUGGGGUUGAAGACGAGGAGACGGUUGACUUUUAA